AGACUAUGAGAAGACACAGAAAUGAAGUUACAAUUGAACUUCGAAAGAACAAACGUGAUGAACAUCUGUUAAAGAAGAGAAAUGUCCCUCAAGAAGAGAGUCUAGAAGACUCUGACAUUGAUGCAGAUUUCAAAUCGCAAAAUGUAACACUAGAAGCAAUACUACAGAAUGCCACCAGUGAUAAUCCCUCUACCCAGCUAAGUGCUGUACAGGCAGCAAGGAAACUGCUAUCAAGCGAUAGAAACCCACCUAUAGAUGACCUCAUAAAAUCUGGAAUUCUGCCAAUCUUGGUGAAAUGUUUAGAAUCAGAUGAUAACCCUUCUUUACAGUUUGAGGCAGCAUGGGCAUUAACAAACAUUGCAUCAGGCACAUCUGCACAAACUCAAGCUGUUGUCCAGGCCA
This is a messenger RNA of Bombina bombina (fire-bellied toad), 402 nucleotides long. RefSeq names its product importin subunit alpha-4-like. The annotation marks the transcript as partial. Gene Ontology annotation, biological process: NLS-bearing protein import into nucleus. Gene Ontology annotation, cellular component: nucleoplasm; nucleus. Gene Ontology annotation, molecular function: protein binding; nuclear import signal receptor activity. The record is from RefSeq and is a predicted model, not a curated record. The transcript has 6 exons. Lineage: Eukaryota; Metazoa; Chordata; Amphibia; Anura; Bombinatoridae.